UUUGCAUAUCUCAAUAAUAAAUUAACAUCAUUAACAAUUAACUGAUUAAUCUCAGAUAAGAUAGUAUAAUUUGGAGUAUGUAUUAUACUAUCUAAUAAUAACAAUAUCUUACAAAAACUUGACGCUUGUGUGGUGCGCAAUACAAAAUUGUUAUUGUUAAUAAGUUAAAAAAUAUGAUAUAAAACACCAUGCUACACAAAAACCUGUAUACAGUAAACAUUUCAAAUUAACGGAACGUCAAAUUUUAUUGCACUCGCAUUAACAGGCCAGGACAGAUUUAACACCAAUCCAGCGGGUGUUCUAUAAGAUAGCAUUACAGGUUCUUGUAUAGCUCAUUGUACCUCAUCCAAGCAAUAUAUUAGGUAUUUUUUACAGUAUUUGUCAAAAAUACAACCUACAUCAUUGUAAUCAGAUUCAAGCAAAUCAUAUUUAAGUCUAAAAUUUGGUCAACUAGAGGUAAAUAUAUCUCAAAAUAUAUGAUGGUUGUAUUUAAUAAGUUCAUUUUCAAUUUUCAGUUUCUAGAAAAUUCCAUUUCUAAUUAUAUUCUACUAUUCUUUGGAUUUUUUUCUGUUUUACUUGAAGUAAUAUUCCGCUGUAUUACCAGCUUACCAGCACAGCAAGGAAAGGAACCACCUGAGUGUGAGUCACUGGCAUCUUCGAGACAAAGAGAUAUUGAGGAAAACUGUGGAGAUCUAUAUAAAAAAGUUGACAAAGAGGUCUGGACCACUGAUCAAGAUGAAGUCGUAAAGGAACUUGCUGAUUUGGCCAUUAAUUGUUUCAUAAGGAAAAGGAACAACUCAGAUAAAAGAUGCACGUUCAAAGAUAUAUUUAAGAAACUUGAUGCUCUUAUGAAGAAAGAAAACAUUCCAGGAUACGAGGGUAAUAUACAUACCAGAUGUAUCUGCUGCCAGUUACAUCCUCUGUCUAGAGGUAGGUGCUAAGAAUAA
Anneissia japonica is the source of this 947-nucleotide messenger RNA. RefSeq lists its product as uncharacterized. Lineage: Eukaryota; Metazoa; Echinodermata; Crinoidea; Comatulida; Comatulidae. The record is from RefSeq and is a predicted model, not a curated record. The transcript is spliced from 3 exons. The coding region runs from base 477 to 941 and encodes 154 amino acids.